Molecule: messenger RNA, 4197 nt
Organism: Dacryopinax primogenitus
Lineage: Eukaryota; Fungi; Basidiomycota; Dacrymycetes; Dacrymycetales; Dacrymycetaceae
Product: ras GEF
Exons: 10
Coding region: 469-4035 (1188 amino acids)
Biological process (GO): positive regulation of GTPase activity; Ras protein signal transduction
Cellular component (GO): plasma membrane
Molecular function (GO): guanyl-nucleotide exchange factor activity
Source: RefSeq, a predicted model, not a curated record
GCGCCUCGUGCAACAGCGAGCACGGGCACUGUCCAUUCCACAAAAGGGGGUAAGUGUUACAGAAAAAAGUAUCAGACUGGGUAUCCUUUCCACCUCUACUCAUUUCCACCAGGUGUAAUCACAGUACGGCAUACGCUAGUAGGAGAUAGACAGAAGGGGGAAAAGGGAAAGAAGAGAGAUUGGCUGCUGAUCAGGCAUCAGCAACCUCAGCGUCGCCUCUCGUUCACUCUUUCGACACCGACGACGACGACGCUCACUCUGCUCUUCUCUGGUCGACGAUCUGCUCUACCCUGUUAUACACUGCUCUCUGCUGGAUGAUUUUGGACUAGACGCUGACAGUUGAUCAACUGUUUAUCUGACAGCACUUUCAACAUUUGCGGCCAAUAAUCUUAUCCAACGUUUCUCAUCAGUUUAUCCAUCAAGAACUACAACGACAGCAAAAGAAGACAAUAACAGGAGUAGCAAAAGAUGUCAGGCCAUCCUUACGCUCACCGUCCACACUCCCACCAACAUCCAUACGCCACCGCCUCCCGUGCCCUCCAACCUCCUCCUCAACCCUCCGAUGCCCGCAGGAGGAGCACUUCUCUCCCACACCACUCCCACCUCGGUCCGCCAUCAGCGCCUCCAAGUAUCCCAUUGCCAGAAGUCCCUUCUCCGAUAGUAGAAGACUGGGCACCUCGCCCUCCCCUUUCCCCACGCAGUGGACCGCAACUUCUAGGCCCAGGCAUCCCACCCUUAUCUCAGAGUCGUUCUCUCCCCGCUACCGCAGGUGCCGAAAGCCGUUUCCCAGCGCUCCUCGAAGCACACCAAGAACGCACGAGCACCGAUUCCGCCGCCUCCGGGCUGUCGGACGUCCACUCCCACGCCUAUUCCUCUUCUCUCAGCAGGCCGAACAGCCGCGCGAGCGGGACGCUGCAGAGCGUAAGCAGUAUGCGGCGGUAUUCCUCUACCGGCGGGUGGAGGGGCGACAGCGCAGGGGAGGGGAAGCGAGAACGCGCGCUGACGGUCGAGGAAGGGUACGACAGCCUCAUUCCCCCUCUGGCGAUGGAUACUUCCACACCGUCGGAACGCGAACGGCAGAAGGCGCUCGACCGACGCGGGAGGGGGAAACUCAUGUCCUUCAUGGGGAUGAACACGCACGCGUACUCAUCUUCAAACCCUAGUAACACUACCCCUCCUCCCCAGGGAGGGGGAGGGUGGACAGGCCCCCCCAGCCCGAAGCCCGUACGCACCUCGCCCUCGCUCCCCCAUUUCCCGCAUGCGCUUGAAGGCGACCCUGUAACCGUUCGGCGGAAGAUGAGCGCACCGCGGGUGGAUACGUCUAUAAUGGGGAGGGAGAGUUUGAGCUUGCGUCGCAGGCCGAGCUUGGGCUUGGGAAGGGAAGUGGGCAUCUCACCCGUAGAAGAAGGGAGAGCGAGGAGUAAUUCCAAGACUCUCUCGGGAAGGGACACCCCGACGCCGUCCUCGCUCUCCAAGCUCCUCCCUUCCCCUUUCCCCCUGCCGCCCUCGCCUAAUUCCGGCACGCCAGAUCACCCGUUUCACAUCGCCGUUUUCGGACCGGAGGGGAGCGGGAAGACGACGUUCGUCCUGGGGGGCAUGGAGGGUUGGCCGGGAGUUAGGAGAGUAGGGGAGGUCGAGGAUCGGGAUGGGAAACUUUUGUACCAAUAUCGCACCUCCAGAAUCCGCAUGUCCGCCCCUGACCCUGGCCCAGCCCCGGAGAUGCACUACCGGAUACUGGAGAUCGAUUCCACGCUCAUAGAUUGGGAGGGGGACGAGCGUGAUUGGCCAGGCUGGAUGCCGUAUGUUGACGGGGCGUUCGUGUUGUUUGAUGCGACCGGCAGGAGGACGGCGUGGGUGUCUUCUGCUGUUGACCUGAUAAGAGAUCUCAACCUCCCCUGCAUAGUCGUCGCGACGAAAACGGAUCUGCCCCAAGCGCUACCGACUACAACGCUCGACCAGCGCACGCGGACUCGGGACGUCGGCCUGGUACCGUCGAGCAGCGAUACGGCGCACAAGAAUCGGAUUGCACCUAAACAUUGUUUUAGGUAUAUGUGUAAGGUCGUUACUGGUGGGGAGAUUCAUGGCCGUGCCCAGGUCAUGACGCCUGUAUUGACCACGCCUGUCACUCCUAUAAUAAUGACGCUCCCGAGCCGUCCUCCCAGCCCUGCUAAGCCUGCACCCGCCAUGCUCGCGGUGCAGAGCAACGCACAGCAGAUCGACCGCAUGGGUACGCCUACACCUACCACGUUGCCUGUCCCUCUUACUCCUGUGGUCUCGGUACCUGAAGAGGAGGACACGACAGUGACGAUCCACCCCGAGCCGGCGCCUGUGAAACAGAGACCAAGAUCCCAGUCGGUGACGACGUAUGCACCGCAGCUGAGGUCAAGCUAUAUCGCGAGCUUGUCGACGAACAACCUUUUGGAUUUGGAUAAGGAGGUGCAGGCUGCGGAGGAAAGGGAACAGCAGUUGCAGGAUGAGAAGAGGGAGGAAGGGGCUGACGCCGAGGGCGUUUCCAAGUUGCCGCCGACCUAUAUGUACUCCACACUGGAGGCGCUUUGCGAGAGGGUGUUCUUCAUGGCCAUCUCUGACUCUGACUUGACAUUCCUGUAUCACUUCUUCUUGACAUACCGCAAAUUCACCACUGCCCGCUUUGUCCUUCGAGAGUGGCAAAAGUACUGGGACUCGCUGAAUGAUCAGAAGAUCAACGAGAACAUGUAUCUUUGGGGAAAGCUGAGGCUCGCACAUCUGAUUCUCGACUGGGUGACGAACUUCCCCCAAGACUUUUCGCAAGAUGUCCCCUAUCGAGCACUCCGAGCUACGCACAAGGUUAUUGCUGAAGAAGACAAUACCUUGUUCCAUGCGACCCAGCUCAAGCUCCUGAUCAACAAGAUUAAUCGUUCGGAUGAUCCAGAUCGGGCUUGGGAGGUCGACUCUGACGAGGAUUCUGUGGAAGAGAAUGAUCGGCUUAUACCCCGAACCAACAGCCAGCGGAAGCUUACUCCCACGAGCACACCGCGUGGAAGCAACUAUGUGCUCUCCCCAUCUUACAGCUCCGAUCUGUCCUCCCUCUCUACAGGUCGAUCACGAGUCGCCGUAAGGAAGAAGCCGAGCAUGACACCUGGUGCUUUCGAGCGUCGACAGAUCUCAGACGACAGGCAGCUUUUAAAGGACCUGUCCAAGAUGGCUGGUAACGUUGAGCGAUUGACGCCCGCUCAGAUUGCCAGGGAGCUAACAAGGCUUGAGCUUCCCCUGUUCCUGGAUAUUGAGCCUCGAGAGUGGGCCCGCCAUCUCUGGACACCGGCCAAGGAAAGGUCCUAUCCUGAUCCGAUUGAUUGCAUGGCUGUGCAUUUCAUGAGGGUGCAGACUUGGGUCGCAUCUCUGAUCCUCGCCCGGGAGGGUCAAACAGCAAGAUCAUCUCUCAUUUCCAAGUUCUGCCUGGUUGGGCACGAGCUGCGAAAGCUGAACAACUUCAACAGUUUGCGAGCUGUUCAUGUGGGCAUCAAAGAUGCCCUACCAAAUGCUCCCGAUAUCCUACACUCCUAUCUCAACAAUCAGCAAAUCUGGAACAUGUUCCACUAUCAUGAUCUGCUCUUCAGCACUGAUCGCAAUCACCUCAUAUAUCACCGGACCCUGUUGCAUACCGCAUUCUUCGCCAUACCGUGCUUCGAGAUUCACACGUCGACACUUGCCAGAAGCGAUCGGAAUCUGGAAUGGCAUCCGGAUCAGCCGAAACUGGUCCACUGGGGCAAAUUUGGGAUCUUCGGCAAGAUCGUCGACCAGGUCACAAAGUUCCAAGAGCGUGUGCCGCCCACGCUGCCCGAGGACGCAGUAACGACCCAGAACUUUCACCAGUGGUUCGUGAAGCAGUCGCUCAUGUCCCGCACCCUCAUGGAAAAACGCCGCGCGCCGGAACACUUUGUUGAUAAGAGCAUGUAUGAAGCUGCCAAAGGGUUCCUGCGCCAACGGGCGCGACUGGAUCAACCGGCAAGCGAAAGCACCGUCACUGCCAGUUCGUACACUUUCCUUUCCUCUUAAGCCUGCCUACGCCUCGCCUGCUGGAGGUUUACCGUAAACAAUUCGGAUUUCGGCCAGCGAAAACUAGCAUGCUCAUCUCUGCCACAGUGGCGCUCCCACCACUACUGUGAGAAGACAGUACACUCGCAUGAAACAACAUUUCACACCCUCUGCUUCGAUUUU